UCUAGUUUCUUCUCUUAACUGCUUUCACUCUUUUUUAGUGAGAGAAAAAACCAAAUCACAAAUCACAACCCCUUCUCAACUUAGAUUUCGAUUUCAAUUUCUCAGAAAAAAAGUAAAAAAAUUGAAUUAAUUUUUUCCUCUUGAUUUGAUGAAGAUCUUACUGAUGGAUCUCAUGUAGUUCAAAUCCUGAUUUUUUUUUUGAAUUUUUGAUUUUUUUCGAUCCCAGAUUUGAUCAAUUUUCUCGUUUAUUUCUUCAAUUAGACUUGAAAAUUGAAGAAAUCUGAGAUUUUGGGAUUUUUUUUUUUUGUGUAGAAGAUGAACCGACUUUUUGAAACGAUUUAUUGAGCAGAACCGUUUUUUUCAUCAUCAUCCAGUUUUUAUAAAGCGAUGAGUAAUUAGAAUUCGGCUAAUUCUAAGGAAGUUUUUUUUUCUGCCUUAUAUAAAUUCAAAUAUGCCUUCAGUAGGGAUGAUCCGUUCCACUAGAGUAUUUGUUCCAAAAUCACCUUCAUCUUCAUCAUCAUCUGUGAGAAGUAGCAAGAAAUUGAAGAUAAGAAGAAAAAAAGAAAUUGAUUCUGCUUCUGGUGAUUGGUUGAAUCAGAGAGUUAAUAACUUUACAUCUAAUAAUAAAGUUGUUGUUCUGAAUCAUCAGUAUGAAUCAAUUAUGAUGGAAUUCAACAAAGAAACUCAAUCAAUUGGUAAAGAAAUUACUGUAAAGAAGGAACCAGUGUUGAUAUCUGAUACUGAAUUUGUUCAGAGUAAGAGGUUUGGGAAUGUUUACAGUAGGAAAAGAAGGAGAUUGUUGAAUGGGGGAAUGGAGGGGGUGGUUCAAAGGAAUGAAGAAAGGAUGUUUGGUAAGCAAUUUGUUCGUAAACAAUCGAAAGGGAGGGGAAAUUUGGGGUCGAAGGAGUUGAAUUCAUCAUCAUCACCACUUAAAGAAGUGGAAUUGGUGGUAAUUAGGGAUUCGGAGGAGAAUUCAUUGCCACCACCAGUUAAAGAAUCAGUUGAUAAAAGGGUUGUUCUUUCUUUUCUGAUUGAUCCUACUACUGCUACUACUUCAUUGAGUAGUGGUUCUCAGUUUUUGAACUCUAUUCUGAGAUACAUGUGGAAGAAGAAGUUAAGAUUGUCACUUCUUGCUGCUUUCAUGAAUGAUCAAACAAUCUCCAGGGUUUUCUCUGCUCAUGGUGGGAUUCAUCUUUUACAAGAUUCUUUACCAUCAUCAUCAUCAUCUUCAUCUUCUGGAAUUUGCAGGAUUCAACGGAGUCGAAACAAUGUACCUAUAUUUUCUGUUGAUUUCUCUGCAAUUCCUAUUUCGUUUAUUAGAUUACAUUUAGCUAUGUCUUUAGAAUGUCAAAGAUUACCCCAUUGUGUACAAAUUUUACUGAAUGGUAAUGUGGGUUCUGGAAAGUCUUUGAAGAAGAAGAGGAAGGUGGUUGAAAUUACUGGUGGGAAUGUGUUAUGUUUGAGUUCCCCUGUGAAUAAGCAGAUUUGUUCGAGGAAAUUUAUUGUUAACCCACUGUCGACGGUUUUCUAUUCGGAUAUUUUGAAUUCGGAUGAGCCUUUCUUUGCUUCCGGUGAGGAUUGGGUUUCUACUGCAGUCUCUAAUUGUGAACCUAGGCAGAAUCAGAGGAAGUCUCCAUUGAUAUGUCAGCUGAAUACGGAGGCAGAUUUGAUACCUGGUAAUGAUUGGACUCCUCUAGUCCAUGAACCUAAACACAAGAAGAAGAAGUUAUCUAAGGAUCCUACUUAUGACCCUAAUACGGAGGUGGAGGCGGAUUUGUUUAUAACUGGUAAUGAUUGGACUCCUCGAGUUCAUGAACCUAAACAUAAGAAGAAGAAGUUAUCUAAUGAUCCUACUUAUAACCCUUAUAGUGAAUUAGAAGGUGCCGCACUGGAUUCAGAGAACGAGAUUGAUAUGCCACCUUGCUCUGCAAGCGUAUUAGUUCUUGAGUCGGAUAGAUGCUACAGGAGAGAAGGAGCGACAGUGAUGUUAGAGUACUCGUCUUCGAAGGAGUGGGUACUCGUGAUCAAGGAAAAAGACUUGGUCUUGUAUAGCUAUAAACCAACAGACUUGCCUUGGAGCUCUAUGAGUAAGACUAAUCGGUUUACUCUGGCAAUGAUAUGGACUGGUUCAAAUGGUUGGAAUUUAGAGUUUCCUGACAGAGAAGACUGGUAUAUUUUUAAGAAGCUCCAUCUGGAGUGUAUUCGUAGGAACUCGAAGGCUGAUUUGGAAAAGGCAACCCCUGGACCUACUGUUCGGGAAGUACCAGCUUUGACGCAGCCAAUCCCUGUACCUAUUUUUCGGGCAAUACCAGAUUAUGGGAACUGUGAUUAUGUGCCAUUUGUACAACCUGGUGUUUACAUAACCAGGGAAGACGAUAGGUUUACAAGGUACGAUGCUGAUUCAGGUGAUGAAGAAUGGUUGGGUAAAGUAAAUAAUGAUCGUUACAGAGAAAAUAGUGUAUCUUUGGAGAAGUUCGAGGAACUGAUUGAGGCAUUUGAGAAAGCUGUCUUUUAUAGCCUUAAUAACAGAAUCGACGAGAGCAGGGCUGUCGCUCUUUGCUCAGAUACAGGGCAGAACCUAGUGGUGGAUGUGUAUAGAUAUUGGCUGAAAAGACGGAAGCAAAAACGAGCUUCUCCGCUAAUAGUUUUCCAGGGUCGACCAACAAAGAAGGUUCAGUCUGCUCUCAAUAAGCCCGUAUUACGUAAAAAACGAUCAAUAAAGAAGAAAAGAGAACAUCUUGCCAGAGGCCCACGCAAACUUUACUUCCAUGAGUUUGAUCCGGAAUUUGAUCCAAUAAAACAGAAGGAAAAAGAGAAGGAAGAGGAAGCACAUAGAAUCAAAAAACAGAAGGAAGAUGAAGCACGUAGAAUUCAAAAACAGAAGGAAGACGAAGCACUUAGAAUCCAAAAACAGAAGGAAGACGAAGCACUUAGAAUCCAAAACGAGCAGGAACGUGUGGCUCAAGAAGAACAGGUGCGAAAAGCUCGUGAAGAUCACUUACGUCAAUCUGAAAAUGCAGAUAUCCUCAGAGUUGAACAAGCAACUAAAGCUGCACAGGAAAAAUUGGAAUUAGCAUUACAGAAACGUCAGCGAGCACAAACUCUAAUGGGAUAUGCUGACUUGGCAGCAGAGUGGGCAACCAUGGCAAUGAAGAUUGCCGAAGCUGCUCGAAUAUCCGGGUCUUCAGAGACAGCUGCUUCAUCUUAUCUGGAUGAUUGAUUCUAGGGUAAAGUUGGUAUAUACUAGAAGUUCUUUUUUUUUUGUUCAUUGAUUUUUUUUUACCGAUCUUCAUGCUCAAAUUCUUGAAUCUGUACAGCUUUUAUGAGAAGUUAUGUAUCUUCUGUAUAUAUGAGGAAGUAGUAUAUGCUUGUACUAUUAUUCUUUAA
Molecule: messenger RNA, 3387 nt
Organism: Papaver somniferum (opium poppy)
Lineage: Eukaryota; Viridiplantae; Streptophyta; Magnoliopsida; Ranunculales; Papaveraceae
Exons: 4
Coding region: 452-3220 (922 amino acids)
Biological process (GO): regulation of transcription by RNA polymerase II
Cellular component (GO): piccolo histone acetyltransferase complex
Source: RefSeq, a predicted model, not a curated record